GUUAGAAGUUCCAUUCAUAUUCCCUCUCCUUUUUAUAGCGAGUGCCCUUCUCUUCUUCUUCCGGUGCCUUCCCGCCGGAGCUGAGUUGUUCGGUAACUCGCCGGAUUCCGCGCCCCUGACUCUGCCUAGCUCGCUCUCCCGGCGCCAUCUCUGAAGGGUUUCCCCCCAGCGGCAAGAAAAUGGCCGAGGGAGAUGAGGAGAUGCCCAGAGAUGCAAAGAUCGUGAAGUCGCUGCUGAAAUCAAUGGGAGUUGAGGACUACGAGCCCCGUGUUAUCCACCAGUUUCUGGAGCUCUGGUAUCGUUAUGUCGUCGAUGUGUUGACAGAUGCUCAGGUUUACUCGGAGCAUGCUGGGAAAGCUGCGAUCGACACGGAUGAUGUCAAGCUUGCUAUUCAGUCCAAAGUCAACUUCAGCUUCUCACAACCCCCACCAAGAGAGGUUUUGCUGGAGUUGGCAAGGAACAGAAACAAGAUCCCAUUGCCUAAGACUGCCCCAGGUCCCGGUGUUCCUCUCCCACCUGAGCAGGACACACUGAUCAGCCCCAACUAUCAAUUGGCUUUCCCCAAGAAACAGCUUCCACAAGUAGAAGAGACGGACGAAGAUGAAGAAAUGCCUGAUCAGAAUCCUUCUUCACAGGAACCAAGUACUGAUGUGCCUCAACAGCAGCAAACCCCUCAAAGAGUCUCAUUCCCUCUUACCAAACGACCCAAGUGAUAGAUAGCUGAUAGGGUAGGACAGGAAAGUUUUUUUUCAUGAGUACUCCUUUCUGUGCCUGCACUCAGUUGUAACUUGUAAGAUACAGAUUAGAAGCCUGGGGCUUAUCCGUACUGAAUUAAGCGUUUAGUAGCAAAAAAUGGGUGCGUCUUCCCAGUUCUAUGUUUAGA
This is a messenger RNA of Linum tenue, 883 nucleotides long. NCBI's taxonomy places the organism in Eukaryota, Viridiplantae, Streptophyta, Magnoliopsida, Malpighiales, Linaceae. The record is from the annotation of a GenBank genome assembly.